AUGAGUAAAAUCAUGUUCCGCCAACGAUAUUUUUUAGACCGUACUAAUUGGGCCGGCACAAAAUCUAAAAAUCCACUGAUAGUUAAUUUUGGAGGAGAAUAUCCUGUAGAAGGUGAUUUACAAAAUUUAGGGGUUAUUAAUGAAGCCGCAACCAAGUUUGGAGCAUUGGUAUUGUACAUUGAGCAUCGAUUCUAUGGCAUGUCUGUGCCCUUUGGAUCCAUAGACAUAGCUUUAGGAGAUGCAAAUGUUCGGGAGUGUCUUAAUUCUGAGCAAGCGUUAGAGGACUUCCCGCUGAUUAUCCUCGGCGUGAGGAAAAAACUAUUCAAUCAACAUACAAAAAUUAUAGUUACGGGUUGCUCUUACGCCGGAAUGUUGGCCGCAUGGUUCAGACUUAAGUACCCCAAUAUUGCGAUUGGGGCACUGGCCGCCUCGGCUCCUGUUUUCUAUUUUGAGCCGAGCAUUCCAUCUCAAUGGGAAAAUGAGUUUUGUUCAAUCGUGAGCAAUGAUUUCAAGGUGGUUAAUGAAAAAUGUUACCAAAGAAUAAGGAAAUCUUGGGACAUAAUCGACAAAAUAAGUUUACAGGAACUUGAAGGCAGUGCACAUCUUGCUGACGUUUUCAAAUCAUGCAGUCCAUUUAUAUCAGCCUGGGACCUGAAACACAGCUUGUUAAAAUAUUAUUCAUACUCGGCCCAAUAUAAUGGACACUAUAAUGGAGGCAUUGGUAAAGUCUGUGACGAAAUAAUUCGUGCACCAGAUGAUGACGUGCUAGGAGGGAUCGCUCGCUCGGUUCUUAACGGACGACCGUGCUAUGAUUUGGAGUAUUAUAUGGAUACUAAUACAACUACAACUUCAAGUGUCUUUGAGAAUAAUGCGGCAAGGGCUUGGGAUUGGCAGGAACUCGUUUGUAGUAGCAUCUAA
This is a messenger RNA of Spinacia oleracea (spinach), 918 nucleotides long. RefSeq lists its product as uncharacterized. Lineage: Eukaryota; Viridiplantae; Streptophyta; Magnoliopsida; Caryophyllales; Amaranthaceae. The transcript is spliced from 6 exons. Bases 1 to 918 code for a protein of 305 amino acids. Gene Ontology annotation, molecular function: dipeptidyl-peptidase activity; serine-type exopeptidase activity. The record is from RefSeq and is a predicted model, not a curated record. Gene Ontology annotation, biological process: proteolysis.